UGCUCUCAUUGGUCAGAAACCCAACUGACAGAAGAGUGGGACGUUCCCGGAAAAAACUCGCUAACCGGAAGGGAAGGCCAGAGCCUCAGCAGAAGAAGAAAAAGAAGAAGAAGAAGAACACAGACACCGAUGAGACCAGCGAAAGAAGAAAAAGUACUCUCCCACUGGUGAGGUCUCCUCUUCCUCUGGCUCAUCUACCUGCCUGAAGCGUCUAGCUCAGCCUCACCAGCCCCUGCACCAAGCCUAAAGCCAACCACACUUCCUCCCUCUUCUCCCGGCUUCUACUUCUCCCUCCCGAUUUUCAACACUAUGGCAGGGCGAGGCGGACCAGCACGGACCAACGGCACUGCAGCAAACAACAAGAUCUGCCAGUUUAAGCUAGUGCUGUUGGGGGAAUCGGCGGUGGGGAAGUCCAGCUUGGUGCUGCGCUUUGUCAAAGGCCAGUUCCACGAGUACCAGGAGAGCACCAUCGGAGCUGCCUUCCUCACACAGACGGUAUGUUUGGAUGAUACAACGGUCAAGUUUGAGAUCUGGGACACUGCAGGACAGGAACGGUAUCACAGCUUGGCACCCAUGUACUACAGGGGAGCCCAGGCCGCCAUCGUGGUCUACGAUAUCACCAACACAGAUACAUUCACACGUGCAAAGAACUGGGUGAAGGAGCUCCAGCGACAAGCCAGCCCGAAUAUUGUUAUUGCACUGGCAGGAAACAAAGCAGAUCUGGCCAACAAGAGAGCCAUAGAUUUCCAGGAAGCACAAGCGUAUGCAGAUGACAACAGUUUGCUCUUCAUGGAGACUUCAGCCAAGACUGCUAUGAAUGUCAAUGAGAUUUUUAUGGCUAUAGCCAAGAAGCUUCCCAAGAACGAGUCUCAGGGCGGAGCGGGUGCUGGCGGACGAACCAGAGGCGGCGUGGACCUGCAGGAAGCUGCGCCGCAGGGCAGAAGUGGCCAGUGCUGUGGGGGCGGGAACUAACUAAAACACGAAAAACGCGUCAGCUGAUCUAACCGAUCCACAGCUUCGAUCAACCAGACCAGAUAUUAGCCAGCUGUCAAACAAUGUCCCAUUGGUCAAACCAAACCAAGGUCGGACCAACCACCCUAUGAGCACCAAUUAACUGUUUGGCAAACGAGUCCACUGGCCAGUAAACCGCCAGAUCCCUCUGACGGUUGAACCAACCAAGAAAUCAAUUUACAGAAUCGUGUUUUAACCCCAGGACUUGCCAAUCCAUGACCUCUCUAUUGAUGAUGGACACUUGACGUCACCUUAGGGGAAUAAAAAAACGUCCCAUUCAUGGAAGAAGGAAAAAAAAAAAAGAUCAGUCAUUACCAAUGGCACUUAAUAGGGCCAUCUUGCUCACCUUUUCUGUAUUUGUGUGGAGGGAAAAAAAAUGAAAGCAACAGGAAUGAAUAUAAACAGGCGUAUUGUCCUUUCUCUUCUGCCCUCUGCUUUUUCAUGCACCGUAAAUUAAAAAGUAUUUCCAUCAUGGUCUUAUGACACUGUUAAAACUCCAGGUGCAUGCAGCAGUCCUUCACUUUUCUGUCUUGUUCCUGGUCAGCUUCCUGGAAAAGAUGAAGAGAGAAGGUUUCGUAACAGGAGAACGGGAAUGGACCGGUAUUUCCUUCUUGAUAGAGCUGUGUAGAUUGAAUUAUUACAUUGUUAUUGUUAUCACUAUUAUUAUUAUUACUUCUUUUGACACAGGCUGUUCAGUAUGAUUUUAAAGCCUUCAUGGUUUUACAAUCACCCAUCUAUGUUAUCAAACCAUAUACAGUAAAUAGUACUUUAUUAACAUUGUCACCCAUAAGUAAUUUUAGCAUUAAUGUAAUGUUUUUGAAUCAUCAGUGUACAAUGACAAAUACAUGAAGCAAGAUUUGUUUUCUUGACCAAAAUCACAACUGUGUAUUGACAACUGUAUUUGUAUCAGCCUUUUCAAGUUUAUAAUCAAUCAGUAGUUAUUGUCAAAACAAUAUCUUCCCAAUCUCUACAUGAUGUUUUGUCAACCUUAAUUAUUUUGUGAUGGAUUAUUUUUUUUUAAUGUCUUAAUUUUUUUUUUUCUGAAGAUCUAUGGUAUUAAAUGCACUGGUUCUGUCUCAUCAUCUUUGUGAAUUGAGAUGUUAUCGUCAGCUUCCUUUCCCUUUUUCUUUUCUCUCUCUCUCUUUGUUUUUACUCUUCAUAUCAGGGAGGGAUUGCUUUCAAGUGUAAUGUCAUCCUGUUAUGGCAUCGACAACUAGCACAACAGUACCUGCACAGCAGCCACUGCUGUUAGGUUGGGGGGCGAUAAUGGGGAGGGUUCGGUCAUGGGUAGAUAAAGAAGAAAAGAAAUGUAAUUUUACCAAUAAACAAGGGGAAGGUA
This is a messenger RNA of Sebastes umbrosus (honeycomb rockfish), 2350 nucleotides long. It is a transcript of the gene rab5c, whose product is annotated as RAB5C, member RAS oncogene family. The transcript has 6 exons. The coding region runs from base 310 to 972 and encodes 220 amino acids. The record is from RefSeq and is a predicted model, not a curated record. Gene Ontology annotation, molecular function: GTPase activity; GTP binding. NCBI's taxonomy places the organism in Eukaryota, Metazoa, Chordata, Actinopteri, Perciformes, Sebastidae.